AUGUACGCCCGCCCACCACCGCCCGCGCCGCCGCCGCCGCCGCCGCCGUCGUCCACGCCCACGCCGACUCCCGCUCCCUCGCGCGCCGCCAACGGGCUGCCGGCUCCCUCCCCCGACGCCGCCGCCACGGCCACUCCCUCAACCACGCCUGCACCCGUCCCCUCGCCCACCGACUACCGCCCUCCCUUUGCCUACGACGACCCGGCUGCGCGCCUGCAGCUGAUGCCACCGCCGCCGCCGCACCACCACCACCACCACCAACAACAACAACAACAGCAACAGCAACACCACCGCGCGCCGCCCUACACGCCCGUCUCCGCGCCCGUGGCCAGUCCCUACGACGCCGCCGCCGCUGCUGCCGCCGCCGCCUACUACUACAGCCAGCCCAGCGGGCCGUACGGCCAGCGCCAGCGCCGCACCACGCGCGCCCAGCAGGCCUGCGACCAGUGCCGUGCGCGCAAGGCCAAGUGCGACGAGGGCCGGCCGUCGUGCGGCCACUGCAAGGAGAGCAGCGUGCAGUGCGUCUACAAGGACGUGCCGCCGCACAAGCACGAGCGCUCCACGCAGAUCCUGCUCGACCGCCUGCAGCAGAUCGACGACCGCUUCAAGGACGCCGACCUCCCCGCCGACAAGCUCGACCGCGUGCUGCAGCUCGUUGCCGCCCAGAACGAGAAGCUCGACGCCCUGCUCGGCCGCGCCCCCGCUGCUGCUGCUGCUGCUGCUGACUUGAAGCCCGCGCCCGCUGACGCCGUCAAGCAGGAGCACCAUCACCAGCACCACCAGCAGGCUGCCGACCUGCAGGUCGAGCCCGACGACGAUGAGCUGUCCAUCCCCAUCGAGCACACCACCGCCGCGCACAAGCUGCUGCUGUGGCCGUCCAUCCAGAAGCUGCUGCCCGACCGCAUCGACGACGACUAUGUCAUGAAGCUCGAGGAGGCCCGCGGGCCCAUCCGCCCCUACGGCCGCGGCGAGGGCACCGCCAGCGCCCGCCGCGCCAGCAGCCAUCACCACCACCACCACCACCAGCAACACCCACACCACCUCGCCUACCCGCUCAGCCCCGUCGUCAGCGCCGCCAGCCCGCGCGACGACGACCUGUUCCACUUCUGCGGCGCCGGCUGGGGCACCGGGCUCGAGAUCUACCGCCCCGACUCCCGCGCCCGUCUGCCGCCCGACCGCCAGGUCGGCGGCCGCAACAGCCGCGGCGCCCUGGACCUCGACGCCGCCGUCGUGCACGCCUGCCACCAGAGCUACCUCGACAACAUGCACAUCCUGCAUCCCUUCCUGCGCGCCGCCGACCUCGCCCUCAGCGUGCGUGACUUCGUGCACGCCUACAGCCCGCCCCCCGCCAACCCCCAUGCCUCCCCGGCCCCCCCCCCCGCCGCCGCCGCCGCCGCCGCCGCGACCGCCCUCCACCGUGCCCCCAAGCGCAAGCGCUCCCUCGAGCUGGCCCCCGGCUACACCCACAGCGCCGCCAGCGCCGCCCACGCCGAGCUGGCGUCGCCCGGCUCCGACCACAGCAGCACGCUCCUCGCGUCCGCUGCUGCCUGCCCGCCCAUCCAGCGGUCCAUGGACAACGCCAUCGUGCUGCUCGUGCUGGCCCUGGGUGCCAUCUGCGCGUGGAAGAGCGAGCUGCCCGGCCCGCUGCCCGACCCAGCCGCCGCCGCCGCCGCUGCAGCCGCCAAGCUCCCGCCGUACCGCAGCUCCGCCGUCUCGCCCGUGUUGGCCGACUCGGCGCUGCACGUGCACCACGCCGCCGCCUUCCGCUCGCCCACCGCCGCGCGCUCGCCCAACAGCACCAGCAACAGCAACAGCAACAGCAACAGCAACAGCAACAGCAACAGCAACAGCAACAAUACCACGAAUAAUACGACGCACGCCAAUGCCUCGCAGCAGCAGCAGCAGCAGCAGCAGCACUGGCGGGCGGGCAGCGCCGACUACGCCGACCCCAGCCUGCGCAACAUGGACGUCGUGCCCGGCAUGGCCUACUACGCGCUGGCCACGGACAUCCUGGGCAACCUGCAGGGCGGGAAUGACCUGUCGCACGCCCAGGGCUGCCUGCUCGCCGCGCUGUACACCGGCCAGCUGGCGCAUCCUUUCGCGAGCCAUGGCUGGAUCAGCCAGGCCGCCCGCGCCUGCCAAGUCCUCGUGCGAGCACGAAGCUUCGAGGUGAUGCCCGAUGGCGCGCGCAAAGAUCUCAUCACGUUUGCGUUUUGGACGUGUCUGCAGCUGGAGAGUGACAUCCUCGCGGAGCUGGACCUGCCGGCCAGCGGCAUCAGCCGGCUCGAGGGCCGCAUGGAGUUCCCCAAAGCCGUGUUCGCGCAUUCCAUCCCCAACGAGCUCGAGGCGCCCGACACGCUGAUGAUGAUGUACUACUCGGCCCAGAUCCACCUGCGCAAGGUCCUCAACCGCGUGCAUACGAACCUGUACAAGACCGAGAAGACCAGCACGGGCGAGAAGCGCACCAAGUGGUCGACGCGCAUCCAGGAGCUGCUCAACGACAUGCUGGAGUCGUGGCGGCGCGGGCUGCCCAAGGCCAUGAAAUGGGACGACUGCGAGCCGCCGGCGCGCGACAUCAACAUCGCGCGCAUGCGCGGCAAGUACUACGGCGCCCGCUACAUCAUCCACCGCCCGCUGCUGCACCACGCCCUGCACCCCAUCGCCCCCAAGGCCCUGCUGGCCACCACCGCCCCCGCCGAGUCGCCCGCGCCCUCCGUCGUCUCCAGCUGCUCCAACCCGCACAUCUCGCCUGCCCUGGCGCAUGUGCAGCAGGUCGACCUGGCCACCGCCGCCGCCGACCAUCGCUGGGCCGCCGACAUGCCGCCGCCGCCGCGAAUCGCGUCCGCCACCGGCCAGGACGCCGCCGGUCCGCCGCCAUCAUCAUCAUCAUCAUCAUCGUCGCAGCAGCAGCAGCAGCAACAGCAGCAGCAGACCCAGCCACCGCAGUCGCCGCUCCCCGGCACGCCGUCGCAGGGCCCGCCGUUCGAGAAGGACCUGGACAACAAGCUGCACGCGGCGUGCGUGACGUGCAUCGAGGCGGCGAUGCAGAGCACCAUCGCCUUCGACAACGUCGAGGGCCGGCCGAUCGUGACGAACAUCUUCGGCACGGCGCACGCACAAUUCGGCAACAUCCUCGUGCUGGCGGCGACGUACACGUCGCGGUUCUCCAACUUCGUGGACCGCGAGCGGCUGCGCCAGCUCAUCGACCGCACCAUCAAGUUCCUGCUGCAGGCGCGCAACAUCUCGCCCAGCCUGCUCAAGGACGCCCACAUCCUGACGCAGAUCCGCUACAAGCUGUUCGACCAGCAGGCCACGAAUAAUAGUACCAAUACCAAUGCUGCUACUAAUCACAGCUUCUCGUCGAAUGACGGCUGA
Molecule: messenger RNA, 3375 nt
Organism: Ophidiomyces ophidiicola
Lineage: Eukaryota; Fungi; Ascomycota; Eurotiomycetes; Onygenales; Onygenaceae
Exons: 7
Coding region: 1-3375 (1124 amino acids)
Biological process (GO): regulation of DNA-templated transcription
Molecular function (GO): DNA-binding transcription factor activity, RNA polymerase II-specific; zinc ion binding
Source: RefSeq, a predicted model, not a curated record